AUCCAAUGCAAUUCCAGACCUGUAAUGACUCCAAAAGGACUAGGAAGACUCGAUAAAGACUUGAAAACCAAUUUAAAAGCAUAUAUACAAGAUGUAUAAAACACCAUAUAUCACAGAGCUUUAUCCUCCGAGCUCGAGUGCUUAAACUUUACAGGCACGCAUUGAAGAUAGCUCAUAGAGCUCCUCCUCAGUUUAGAGGGGAAUUGAAACAAAGUAUAAGGCAAGAGAUGGAAAAAAACAGUGAGUGCAAGGACAAGCAAAAGAUCAGGUAUCUGAUUAGUGAAGGAUUGGAGAGGAUUAAACAACUUGAUGAGAUGUUGGACAUGCAAGGCCAUUGAUAUUUGAUUUGUCCUUUUGUAAUGUGUUGUUGUUUCUGAGAUCAAACAUCUUGUCUGAUUAUCACAAAAAAAAAAGUAAAGUAAAGUACAAUGAACAUGUUCGUUUUUUCCCAAAUUGUUAUAUUAUUAAAAAUAGGGCCAAGCCCACAGAACAUAAAAACCUAAAACAAAAGCCCAAUGGAACCAUGGGUUACUAGUUUUACUGCCGAAGCCCAAAUGACAUGAAAAAUGGCCUACGGCCCACAAAAAGGAAAACCGGGCAGCUUGCCCGAUACGCGAGACAAGGAGGCAGGGGAUCGAGCCACGUGUAGAGAUCUGGAGCAUCAGUGAGACACGCGUCGCCCGCCUCGACUUGAUCGCGACCGCGACCCAAAACCGCCGGGACAUUCACCGACAACCAUCUCUUCGCCGGAGCUCAAAUACCGACAAGCCUCCGACGAAAACCUCACCGUUCUUCACCGCUCUAUCUUCAUGUUCGUUUGAUGCUUGGAUAGUUUUAAUACCUGAAAAAAUCAAGUGUAACAAAUAAGUCUAGGUGAUGAUAACAAUGAUGUACUUUUUACUAAUAAAAUCUCUUACCAAACAGACCCACUUGCUAAUAAGACAGCUUGUUUGAGUCCAAUGUCAGAAUCAUAUUCUGCUCCACUCGUUAUAGAUAAUAUUAUUUAUUUCAUUUGUAACACAUUGAUCUCUCGUUAUAUCAAUAAUGGGGCCUAUGCCUUAAGGUCUUUAUUUCUUCAUCAAUGGCCAUCAAGGUGACCAAAACCUCCCGAGUCAACCCAGCAACAAACUCGUCUCAUGACUCACUUCUUCUCCCACUCACCUUCUUCGACUUACGGUGGAUAAAGUUCCACCCCACCGAGAGAGUCCUCUUCUACAAACUCCACAAACACAGCUCCUACCACUCCCUAAUCCUCCCAAAACUCGAGCACUCUCUCUCCACCGUCCUCCACCACUACCUCCCGCUCGUAGGCCGCCUCAGAUGGGACCCACAAGAUCCCAAACCACACAUCCUCGUCCUCCCAAACGACUACGUCACGCUGAUAGUCGCGGAGAGCGACGCUGACUUCUCCCUUCUCUCCAGGAAAGGGACACGUCCCGAGACGGAGAUACGUUCUUUAGUUCCAGAGCUUCCGGCUUCUCGCGACGACUCGGUCUUCGUUCUUGCUCUGCAAGUAACACUGUUCCCGAACCAAGGCUUCUCCAUCGGGGUAACAGCUCAUCACUCCGCUAUGGACGGUAGAUCAAUGUCUAUGUUUGUAAGAUCAUGGGCUCACGUAUGCAAACAUGGAACCAUAGGGGAGUUAACUCCAUGUCUAGACCGCACCGUCAUCAACGUUCCCGCUAGUCUUGACGCGAGAAUCUUGGAGGUAGUGUCGUAUUUUUCAGAAGACAAAACCAGCUCGAGAUCACUUAAGCUGCCUCCUAGUGAGGAGAUUAGUCCAGACACGGUCAGGAUCACGCUCGAGUUGACUCGGGAGAACGUUGAAAAACUUAAGGAGCGAGCUAAAAACGAGUCGACUCGGUCUCACCUUCACUUGUCAACGUUUGUUGUCGCCAACGCCUAUCUUUGGUCGUGUUUGGUGAAAGCGCGUGGAGGGGACGCGGAUAGACCGGUUCGGUUCAUGUACGCAGCUGAUUUCAGGAACCGGUUGGGUAGUCCGGUUCCGGAGAGUUACUUCGGGAGCUGCGUGUUGUCGGUUGGGUGUUUCGGACACAAAGCGGGAGUUGUGUCGGGAGAAGAUGGAUUUGUCAAUGCGGUGGAGAUUAUUAGUGAUUCGGUUAGAGGUGUUGGUUCGCUUGAUGUUGAAGCGCUUUGCGAGUUGUAUAUUGAUGGGACGAUGAGGGUUGAACCGGGUACGCAGACUGUGUCGAUUGUUGGGUCGAACCGGUUUGGGUUAUACCAGUCGGAUUUUGGGUGGGGGAAACCUGUGGCUUGUGAGACAGUGUCUAUUGACAGGAAUGAGGCGUUUUCUAUGUCUGAGAGGAGGGAUGAGUCUGGUGGCGUGGAGAUUGGUUUGUGUUUGAAGAAGUGUGAGAUGGAUUUGUUUAUUGAUCUAUUUCAAAAUGGUUUGUAAAAUUAAAACACUUUAUUUUUGGGUUUUGAUAAUUGGCUAGAAGCUUAAACAUUUUAUAUCAUUGCCUGCAACUGCAACCUUGCAAAGUUUGGGGCCUUGGGGUCUCACUAAUUUUUAUGUUUUGAUAAUGGUUGUUAAAUGAAAAGUAGAAUUGUGUGAUAAUAA
Brassica rapa (field mustard) is the source of this 2581-nucleotide messenger RNA. RefSeq names its product BAHD acyltransferase At3g29680. Lineage: Eukaryota; Viridiplantae; Streptophyta; Magnoliopsida; Brassicales; Brassicaceae. The record is from RefSeq and is a predicted model, not a curated record.